CUGACUGGGACACCGAGAGACUUCCCCGUGCCUUUAGGGGCGAAGAGGGCGGGGGAGCGCGGAAGGGUGGUGGUGGUGGUGGAGGAGGGUGACGUCACGCGGGGUGUUACACAGGUCAAAGUUCUCAGCUGAACUAACUUCAUACUGUGAGAGGACGAGCAGAUAUGGACGGAAAACACAUCGUGUGGAUCUUGAUGCUUCCCAUACUGGUUCUCCUGGGCGGAACAGAGGCUACAGAGUCUUUGAUAGAUUUGAAAAAUAUUGAAGGGAAGCUUGUUUUCUAUCAAAUGGAGGGAAAUGCCACCUAUGUGAGAGACAGAGGUGAACUGGCGUCAGAUGUUCCCACAGAGACAAUGUUUGAACUCUUUGAUCCCCAAAAGAAUUUCAGCUCAGCAAAGUUCACCUAUACUUGGGACCUAGGGAACGGACAAGUGAUUAACGGCACUGAGCCGGUUGUCCGCUAUUAUUACCCAGAAUCAGGAAACUACACAAUGUGGUUGAAAGUGGGAGCGAAUGUGACCAAAUAUUCACCUCCGGUCACCGAAGUCUACUCCACAGAUGUUCAAGUGCUUGAUGCCAUCAAGAACAUCGAGCUGAAGGGGCCAUCAGAAUAUGAAGUGUCACAGGACGCCAGUCUGAUUUUUCACGUUGAUGGAAGUCCUCCCAUAUGGGUUUGCUGGCGUUUUCUCCCCAACUGCAUGCCGGACGUGACGGAGGGCUGCACGCUGACCAUGUUGUAUGACAACAUGUUGAAACUGAACCACACCUUCACCUCUGCCGGCUACCACUGUCUGGACAUCAGUGUCCGUAACGAAAUCAGUAAGCUGCAGACCUCCUUCAGCCUCUACGUCAGGAGAAACAAUGGUGCUCAAAUUUUCUUCAUCCUGUCAUGUGCUGCCAUUCUUAUGGCAACGUUCUCCUUCAUCGCAGUCAUCGCCUGUCACCCUCAUUAUCACAACAAACUUAAGAUUGCUGCUUCCAGUAAUGGUGUAUUUCUGAAGAACCAAGACUCUGAUGGUCAAAGCUUAAUUCUUUUAAAGCUCUCCAACAUCGAGAAAGCAGAGAAAGAGCCACUCCUGUUGCAAUAUGGGACUCAAGGCAGCUCUUAACCAGGACACUGCUUCACUUUCUGCCCUGUUAUUGUGGCUGUAUCCACAUGUAUUUGGCAAAGGAAAAUCUAAAACUACUAAUAACUGUGACCCUGCGUAUCUUGCAUGUGUGAUUAUAGAUAUAUAUUGCUAAUAUGUGCAUGAUCAGGUAGCUUGAUAUGGUAUUUUGAAAAAAAAAAAAAGAAGAAAUAAAUUGCUUGUAUGUAUUUAGAACUAUCCUCUAAGCUGGGUUAAUUGGUGGUUUCACCGCCAAUGUUCAGUAGGCUAAUAGGUCAAACACUGUAUUUGUCAUAAAAUAAUGAUGGCGAUCAAUUAAUGAGUCACAGAACUCAGGCUGACAUUCAAAUAAACUCAUAAAAAAUUUACAGCUCAAGCGCAGGUCAUGUUUAAACAAUGAGUGUUAAUAAUCAUGCUGUGAAUGGAUUGGACCACUCAUUUGUUCCAUUUUUUAAUUGAUGUAUGAAUCUAGGCCUUGCUUCGGUGUUGCUUUCCAGAAAAACAAUUAAAUAUUUGUUUUGAUGUUCAUCCUGCAGUCCUUAACGCUGAGGCACAGCUGCAAAAGAUUUAUGUUUUUUUUUUUGCAGAGAGCUAAUACUUGACUCUGUCCUGUCAUGCCUGAUGCUCAGGUUCACAAUUCAGAUGAGCCUAUUUAUCCGAACAUCUUCUACUUAGAACUUAACAGAAAGUACAUGUGAAGCUGUUUAUCUUUUACAAACCUUGUGUUUUGUAUCUGUUCAUUUUGAUACGAUUCAAUGUACUAUGAAUGAAUGUUACAUUGAAAUUCGGUUUAUAUUCAUGUCAUGAACAUGAACCAAAUUUCAAUAAGGUUGUGGUAGGUAACAUGUUUUUGGUGUCACUGGACACGAAAUCCAUCUGUUCAUCCGACCAAUUCAAGAGUGUCUAUCACAGCUGUCUUAGGGCAAUAGGCAGGCAACACCCUGGACAGGUUGCUAACCUGUCAGCUGCUGUAGUGCUAACACGUAACACAUCACUCACGUUCACACCUGUGGUCAAUUUAGACUCACCAAUUAACCUAAUGCCAUAUGUGUCUUUGUACUGUGGGAGAAAGUAAACACGGGGAGAACAUGCUAACUGCACACAAAAACACAUUUUUUGAUACAAGUUCUCCUACUCUUGAGGUGGUCUUCAAGAAUCAUUCUCUAGGUUUCUUGAAGGACAUUCAAAGCCCUUCUUAAGCUUAUGGCUGCCUUUUGUUCAGUUCUCUGUCAAGAUGAU
This is a messenger RNA of Oreochromis aureus, 2345 nucleotides long. It is a transcript of the gene tmem130, whose product is annotated as transmembrane protein 130. Bases 165 to 1109 code for a protein of 314 amino acids. The record is from RefSeq and is a predicted model, not a curated record. The transcript has 9 exons. NCBI's taxonomy places the organism in Eukaryota, Metazoa, Chordata, Actinopteri, Cichliformes, Cichlidae.